Molecule: messenger RNA, 1543 nt
Organism: Vombatus ursinus (common wombat)
Lineage: Eukaryota; Metazoa; Chordata; Mammalia; Diprotodontia; Vombatidae
Product: twisted gastrulation protein homolog 1
Exons: 5
Coding region: 147-815 (222 amino acids)
Biological process (GO): regulation of BMP signaling pathway
Source: RefSeq, a predicted model, not a curated record
AUCUGCACGCGCUGCUCCCCCAAGGCCAAGUUCCCGGCUCGCCCGGCUCCGAGUGGGGAAGAGGGACCGAGGGCAGGGAGGGCGGCCCAGCCGCGCCGCGCCUCACGAGCUUCGUGGGCAUCACCCCUUGUCUGCUUUGAGGAAACAUGAAGUCACCGUAUCUUGUGCCUGCUGUAGCCAUACUGAUGUUCCUAACAUGGAUCCCUCUCUCACUGAGUUGUAACAAAGCUCUCUGUGCUAGUGAUGUAAGCAAGUGCCUCAUCCAGGAGCUUUGUCAGUGUCGACCUGGUGAAGGAAAUUGUUCAUGUUGUAAAGAGUGUAUGCUUUGCCUGGGCACUCUUUGGGAUGAAUGCUGCGAUUGUGUUGGUAUGUGCAAUCCUCGAAAUUACAGUGAUACACCUCCCACCUCAAAGAGCACUGUAGAAGAGCUUCAUGAACCAAUCCCAUCUCUCUUUCGUGCUCUAACAGAAGGAGGCACCCAGCUGAACUGGAACAUUGUUUCAUUCCCUGUUGGCGAAGAACUUUCCCAUCAUGAGAAUCUGGUUUCAUUUUUAGAAACUGUGAACCAACCACACCACCAGAAUGUGUCUGUUCCUAGCAACAAUGUCCAUACACCGUAUUCCAAUGACAAAGAACACAUGUGUACUGUGGUAUAUUUUGAUGACUGUAUGUCAAUACAUCAGUGUAAGAUCUCUUGUGAAUCCAUGGGAGCCUCUAAAUAUCGCUGGUUCCAUAAUGCCUGUUGCGAAUGUAUUGGACCAGAAUGUAUCGACUAUGGCAGUAAAACUGUCAAAUGUAUGAACUGCAUGUUUUGAAGAAGGAAAAGGAAUUCUAAAAUAAUAAAAUACAGACCAAAGUCAUAUUCAUUAAAGAGAAAAAGAUGGAAAGACAUCAGCUGGUGAAGUAUAUCUGUUUCAUCAGAAUGCAAGUAAUUUGGGAAGAAGAUACAAAGAAUUUUAAAUGUUUGUCACUUUAAAAAAUUGAGUAAUAAUUGAUUUUCCUAUCAUGUUUUAAGCUUCCUUUUAAUUUUAGGAAAUCAUUGAGCAUAAUCAUCCAUCUUGAUUGGCCUGUUGUUAAUUGUCAAUGAAUUUUUGCCUUAGAAUGUAUCUAAAAUCUUGAUCAGUUAUGCAAGAAGUAUAAUUGAAGAAUUCACCAGGAUAUUUCAUGUUCAUGUCAAAGACUGAUAGAUGUCAGUUUCUGUCAGUACCCCUUAACCUUUUGUUUUGAAAAUGUUAGCAGACAGACCUUAGAGUAAGGUUGGUUUAUUUUGCAGUUACUUCCCAUAUUUAAAUUUUCCUUUUCAAAAGAUUAGAAAUGUAUAAUUCACAGAAUACUGAGUUUUUAUAUAUAUGUGCAUUAUAAAUCCUAUCUCUUCCCUUUGUAUUUCCCUACAUUUAUAUGAAUGUUUGCAUAAAAACUGAAUUGAUAGACCUUUUACAAUAUAAAGAUAAGAUGAAGUAAGACUAUUAUUGAGAACAUGCUGAAUAGUAGUGAAAACAUUGGUGGAUUUCAAUAAACACUUAAUCGAAACAGGAUUCCUGUA